UCCUCAUCUUCUCAUCAUCACCACACACUCAAGCACACCAGAAACAUAGACCAAAGAUGGAGGACAGCCAAGCGAAAGAACAGACCAUCAAACAAGCACCACUAUCAUUGAAGAACUUGAACCAAUCCACCACCGAUCUCUCAAACAUGAAAAUCUUGAUCAUUCAUACCGAAUGGAAUAAGACGAUCAUCAACAAUUUACUCAAGUUCUCUAUCCUAACACUUCAAUCCCUGAACUUGAAAGCUGAAAAUAUCCUAAUCCAAUCUGUCCCUGGUUCUUAUGAACUUCCUUGGGCUUGUAAUUCAGUUUUAUCUAAUCCUACGAUGCAUAAGGACAUUGACGCAAUCAUCGCGAUGGGUGUAUUGAUCAAGGGAGACACGAUGCAUUUCGAAUAUAUCGCAGAUUCAGUGUCACAAAAACUGAUGGAAGUAUCCAUCAAGCACAACAAGCCGAUCAUCUUUGGGGUCUUGACAUGUUUGACGGAGGCCCAGGCGCUGAUCCGAUCCGGCCUAGAUCCUUCCUCGCCCUCCAACCACAACCAUGCGAUCGAUUGGGCCAAAGCGGCUGUCGAUUGUGCACUCAACUCCCGUCGAUUUGCGCAAGACGAUCUAUCAUCCACACAUCACCAUUUCCUCACAGCCGAAGAUCCAUCGUUGGUCGCCUGAUCAUCGCAAGGGUCCCCUCAACCUUCAGUGGCUAAGGCUCACAACGCUAGUAGUUCUGGGCUGGAUGCGGAAAAACAUCAUCCGCCAGACUCCAUCAGUUGAGGCUAUUGCUUUCUGUUAAAGAUUAGCCAAGUCUUGAUUUAUGUUUAUACCAUCAACAGACUUCAUCAUUAGAGACAUUCCACAUGGUGAUCUAUGUAUAUACCGUCAACACGUCAUCAUUAGAUACACGCCAUAUAGAGAUCAGAUAAUUACCUGGUUUAGCAUCAACCAAACCAUUGACUAUUCUAAGCCCUGUGUAGAGAUGAAUAUUAUCAAUGAUGUGGAUGGAAAUAGAAGAUCUGUAAUCAUAAAAAACCUGAAACAAUA
Messenger RNA from Puccinia graminis f. sp. tritici CRL 75-36-700-3, 1034 nucleotides. RefSeq names its product 6,7-dimethyl-8-ribityllumazine synthase. Gene Ontology annotation, biological process: riboflavin biosynthetic process. Gene Ontology annotation, cellular component: mitochondrial intermembrane space; intracellular anatomical structure; riboflavin synthase complex. Lineage: Eukaryota; Fungi; Basidiomycota; Pucciniomycetes; Pucciniales; Pucciniaceae. The coding region runs from base 57 to 665 and encodes 202 amino acids. Gene Ontology annotation, molecular function: 6,7-dimethyl-8-ribityllumazine synthase activity. The transcript is spliced from 3 exons. The record is from RefSeq and is a predicted model, not a curated record.